AGUAGGCUAUCCACUGUGUUUCAAAAACUCAAUUAGACAAGCCUUUAGUUCAAUAAAAUCUAAAAAUGAGUAUCAAAGAUAAGUGCAAGUCUUUCCUCUGCCAACAUAAGCCCACGGCGGCUCAAAAGACAGCCGCUAUUGCCUUUAUGCCCUCGGCUGGCUUCUUUGGACUGGCUGCUCUGUUGGCUGUGGUUUAUUAUACGGACUGGAAAACAAUUGCCGGAUGGAUACCGCUUUACAAUACAAAAUUCCCAAAACCCGAGGACCCCAAGAAGGCCAAAAAGAAAUAGAAACCAAUAAUUAUUUUUAGGACUUCCUCCCCCUAAGAUCGUGCCUUCCCUCGAAAUUAUUCAAAUAUAUGUUUAACUAUCUUCGGAAUAGGAUAGGAAAUUUU
This is a messenger RNA of Drosophila ananassae, 394 nucleotides long. It is a transcript of the gene UQCR-6.4L, whose product is annotated as cytochrome b-c1 complex subunit 10. Gene Ontology annotation, cellular component: mitochondrial inner membrane. The record is from RefSeq and is a predicted model, not a curated record. The transcript has 2 exons. Gene Ontology annotation, biological process: mitochondrial electron transport, ubiquinol to cytochrome c. The coding region runs from base 66 to 290 and encodes 74 amino acids. NCBI's taxonomy places the organism in Eukaryota, Metazoa, Arthropoda, Insecta, Diptera, Drosophilidae.